AUGGUGGUGUUCGCUCUGCCCCGCGGGCGCCUCUUCCCCUUCCUGCGCCCCGCAGCGGGGGUCCGUGCCCCGCUGCCGCCCUGCGCCGCUUUCACACGUGACCCGGGCCCUCUGCCUCCGCCCUGGCUCGGCGCAGAGCGCAGCAGCGUCGCAUCGUCUCUGCAGAGGGACGCGGAGCAGGCAGGCGCGGCCACCCCGCAGCGGGCGAGGGAUGGGGGCGAGGGGCAGCCUGGGGCGGUGGCGGCUGCUGCUGCCGGCUGGCCCUCCUUCUGCCUGGCCCGGCCAUCAGUCAUCGGGGGACACGAGGCCAGACCCCACUCCAGGCCCUACAUGGUGUCCAUCCAGUUCGGGGGGGUUCACAUCUGCGGGGGAGCGCUGCUGCACAAGCAGUGGGUGCUGACGGCCGCCCACUGCUUCCAUCGGAGGAUGGCGGCCGCUGGGAAGGUGGUGGUGGGGCUGCACAACUUGUCGGACCGCGGGGCGGCCACGCAGACCGUGCCCAUCCGGGUGGCCUGUCCCCACCCCAACUACAACCACCAGACCUUGGAAAACGACCUUCUCCUGCUCCAGCUGAGGGAGACGGUGAAGCUGAGCAGGACCCGGCAGCUCAUCAGGGUGCGGAGGCGGGAGCCGGCGGCAGGGGCGGCGUGCAGCAUGGCGGGCUGGGGGAUCCGCGAGCACGGAAGGCUCUCGCCCACGCUGCAGGAGCUGGAGGUCACGGUGCUGGACACGCGGAUGUGCAACAACAGCCGCUUCUGGCACGGCGACAUCACCUCCACCAUGAUCUGCUUCCAGGGACGCCGCAGCGGCUCGGCACCCUCCCAGGGUGACUCCGGGAGCCCCUUGGUGUGCGGGAAUCGGGCAGGGGUGGCCGGCGUGCAGUCCUUCACCAGCAAGAAACUUGCCGACCCUUUCAAGCCGCCCGUCGCCACCUCGGCUGUGAAGCACAAGAAAUGGAUCCAGCAAACGCUGCGGAGGGGCCGCAGCUGCCCCCAGCCCGGCCACGCGGGACAGACAGACCACCCCCUCCUAUUUACACAGGUUGGCUUUUAA
Messenger RNA from Nipponia nippon (crested ibis), 1053 nucleotides. The record is from RefSeq and is a predicted model, not a curated record. NCBI's taxonomy places the organism in Eukaryota, Metazoa, Chordata, Aves, Pelecaniformes, Threskiornithidae.